GCUCCCUGCAGCAGCCAUAUUGGAAUGCUGGAUGUGGAGAGAGGGGAAGCAGGAACAAGCGACGAGACGAAAGGGAGAGGGGGGUGAUAGGCAGGAGCGAAAAACAGUAACUGGAACUGCCUUGGCUCUUCAAGUAAAAUAACGGAUUAUAUACCAAUCAAUAAUACCUUCUCUCACCGGUGAAGUCUCCCAGAACCCUCCGGACGUCCCCUGGAACAAGUCAACAUAUUUCCAGGAUUGCCUACUACACAGAAUAUGACAGACACCUAGCAGCAGCAGUGUCAGCAGGGAAAACCAUGGCCACGGCCUACAUGGACCCCAACCUGAACCAUGCCCUCCUGGGAGGAGCCAAGUCUCGGCUGAGUGCAGGGGGGUCGGAUCGAACCAUGGCUGGCUCCGUGGACAGGGUUCUGAAAGUCUUCCAUCACUUUGAAACUAACACUGAACACAGCUGUUGGUCCUCUAAUAUCAGAUAUGGAGACGCAACUGAUGUCAGGGGUAUCAUCCAGAAGAUCCUGGACAUCCACAAAGUGCGCUGGACAUCUUGUUUUGGCCUGCGGCUCACCAACAGCCAAUCCAGAGACCAGGUGCACUGGCUCCACCCUGAUAUGGGUGUUUCACACGUCAGAGAGAAAUAUGAACAGGCACGACCAAACGAGGAGUGGAGGUAUGAAUUAAGGAUCCGGUAUCUUCCAAAGGGCUUUGUUCAGCAGUUUACAGAAGACAAACCCACGCUCAACUACUUCUACCACCAGGUGAAGAAUGACUACAUGACAGAGAUCGGGGAUCAAGUGGAACAAGAUGUAGCUCUUAAACUUGGCUGUCUAGAAAUCAGGAGGUUCUUCAAAGAGAUGAGAGGAAACGCCCUGGACAAGAAAUCCAACUAUGAGCUACUGGAGAAGGACGUCGGUUUGAGGCGCUUUUUCCCAAAAGAUUUGUUGGAUUCAGUCAAGGCCAAAACCCUCCGAAAGUUGAUUCAGCAGACAUUUAAGCAGGUAGCCAAUCUGAACGACGAGCAGUGCACCCUCAAGUUUUUGGAAAUUCUUGCACCCAUCUACCGCUACGACAAGGAGUGCUUCAAAUGUGCCCUGGGGUCCAGCUGGGUGAUUCAGGUGGAGUUAGCUAUCGGCCCAGAGGAGGGGAUUAGCUACCUCACUGACAAGGGAUCCACACCCACCCAUCUAGCCAACUUUAACCAAGUUCAGUCCAUCCAGUACUCAGCGAUGGAGGAGAAGGACAGGAAAGGGAUGCUACAGCUCAAUGUGGCUGGAGCCGCUGAGCCUCUCACUGUUACGACAGCAUCACUCAACAUGGCGGAGAACUUGGCUGACUUGAUUGACGGCUAUUGUCGACUCUUCUCCAAUGAAACUCAGUCAUUCAUCAUGAGAGCACAGAAAGAGGGAGAGAGAGCACUUCCUUCCAUCCCAAAGGUGUCCAAUAAUGAGAAGAAGUUGGAGGCAGUCAGGAGUGGAGUAAGAGCCAUCUCUGUCUCAGAGGAUCUUAGCGGGGAUGAGACUGAUGACUAUGCAGAGAUAGUGGAUGAAGAGGACACAUACACCAUGCCCUCAAUCUGCUAUGGAGUAGUUGAAGUCGACUUGAAAACAUCCAGAUUGCUCUGUCCUGCGCGGGAUUAUGAGAUCCAGAGGGACAGGAUAGAGCUGGGCCGCUGCAUAGGAGAGGGUCAGUUUGGAGAUGUACACCAAGGAGAGUAUAACAGCCCGGACAAACCAUCUCUACCUGUCGCCAUUAAGACGUGUAAGAACUGUACGUCAGACAGUGUCAGAGAAAAGUUCCUGCAAGAAGCAUUGACAAUGCGUCAGUUUGACCAUCCCCACAUUGUGAAGCUAAUCGGAGUGAUCACAGAAAACCCUGUGUGGAUCAUCAUGGAGCUCUGUACUCUUGGAGAGUUGCGUUCGUUCCUCCAGGUGAGGAAGUAUAGUUUGGAUUUAGCUACGCUCAUUCUGUUUGCCUACCAGCUCAGCACAGCACUGGCAUAUCUGGAGAGUAAACGCUUUGUACACAGGGACAUAGCCGCCCGAAAUGUGUUGGUCUCAUCCCUGGACUGUGUGAUGCUCGGAGACUUUGGUCUAUCACGAUACAUGGAGGACAGCUCGUAUUACAAAGCUUCUAAAGGUAAACUUCCCAUCAAAUGGAUGGCUCCUGAAUCCAUCAACUUCAGGAGAUUCACCUCUGCAAGUGACGUGUGGAUGUUUGGUGUGUGUAUGUGGGAGAUUUUGAUGUACGGCAUAAAGCCUUUCCAGGGGGUGAAGAAUAAUGACGUGAUUGGCAGGAUAGAGAAUGGCGAGCGAUUGGCUAUGCCUCCACAGUGCCCUCCCACUCUCUACAGUUUGAUGACCAAAUGUUGGUCGUAUGACCCCAGCAAGCGGCCGAGAUUCACUGAGCUCAAAACACAACUCAGCACCAUACUGGAAGAGGAGAAGCUUCAGCAAGAGGAGAGACAACGAAUGGAGAUGAGGAGACAAGUGACGGUGUCUUGGGACUCUGGAGGCUCUGAUGAAGCACCGCCUAAACCCAGUAGACCAGGUUACCCCAGUCCUCGCUCCAGUGAAGGCUUCUUCUCCAGCCCCCAACUCAACCACUUCCCGCCAUCAGCCCAUGGUGGUGUGGGAGGAGUGGGAGGCAGCUAUCCUCCUUCUGAUUCCUGGAACCAGCACAGACCUGAACACACUGCACUGUGGAGCCCUAAUGUGGAGGACAGUGGAUGUGUCGGCCAUGCUAUGAUGGAGGAGAGGCUGAUGAUGCAGCAGCAGCAGAUGGAGGACGACCAGCGGUGGCUGGAGCAGGAGGAGAGCUUCAUGAAGACAGAGUCCAGAAAUAGCAGAGGAAGCAUCGACCGAGAGGAUGGCACACUACAAGCACCGGGAGGAAGCCAACAUAUCUACCAGCCUGUGGGGAAACCAGAACAUGUAGCACCUCCCAAAAAACCACCUCGCCCUGGAGCUCCUUGUCACUUAGGCAACCUGGCCAGCCUCGGCCCCAUUGACAGCUACAAUGAGGGAGUGAAGCCGUGGAGGCUGCAGCCGCAGGAGAUCAGCCCGCCUCCCACCGCAAACUUGGAUCGUUCAAACGACAAAGUCUAUGAGAACGUGACGGGAUUGGUUAAAGCUGUGAUUGAGAUGUCCAAUAGGAUUCAGCCUGCAGCCCCUGAGGAGUACGUCCCCAUGGUUAAGGAGGUGGGUCUGGCACUGAGAACUCUGCUAGCAACAGUCGAUGAGACACUUCCUGUGCUGCCAGCCAGCACACACAGAGAGAUUGAGAUGGCCCAGAAGUUGCUGAAUUCAGAUUUGGCCGAGUUAAUAUCAAAGAUGAAACUGGCCCAGCAGUAUGUCAUGACAAGUUUACAAAAAGACUACAAGAAACAGAUGCUUAUGGCAGCUCACGCCCUCGCAGUCGACGCCAAGAACCUACUGGAUGUCAUCGACCAAUCGCGGCUCAAGAUGAUCACCCAGCCCCGCCCUCAUUAGUUUCUGACACUUUGGACUCAGAGAGUGCAGUACAAGCAAGUCACAAAGAGAAGAGAACGUUCUGAAUGGAUUAUCAGAGAUAGAUGGAUGAAGAAAUGAACUGAUGGACAGCAGACAUGACUAAAACAAUCAGCUCCCUCUUCUCUUCCCUCAAACAUUCAUAGUUUCUGUUUUCUCUCUGGCGACGGUCAUGUUUCAGUGUUGUUGUUUUUUUGUAAUUUCUGUCGCAUUAGUUGCUUUUGUAUACAGAGAAACACUCCUCUCUCCAAUCAUGUAUCCUCCAGAGACGAGAUUUUUAAAGCAUCAUCCAUUACUACUUUUACAUUUUUUGUAUGACUCAAAGGUUUCUGAGGCUCGCAUGAAGGACUGCAGAGGUAUUUUGCGGACAUAUAUUUGCCACAUUAACAACACUUUACAUAUACGCAGGAUGUAACAACUGGAACUGAAGAGCCAGGAGGAAGGGGAAAAUGAAGAUGAUGCGAUAAAACUGUUUAAAAAUGCUUUUAUACCAUUAUUAAUUAUUAUUUUUUAUUUUCAGCAUUGACUCUUACAGCUUGUCUCUAUGUCAGUCUUUCAAUCUCCCUCUUGAAAUGGGCAAAAAUCUUUGAUUUAAAUAUCAUUAAUGUCAUAUUUCAUCUCUUUUUUAAUUUUAUUUUUCUAGAUCUCAGGCUCUAAGAGAUUGCAAAAAACAAAACAAAUAUAAAGGUUACAUUUUGAAGAACAAAUUAAAUGUCACAGGCCACUUUUUUUUAAGUUAACUUGCAUAGUAAAUAUACAAAGAAGCUAUAUUUUUAACUGAGGCAUAAAUUAUGUGUGAAAAAGGGAGAGGGGUGAAGAGGGAGGGGGUUAAGAGAUGGAGGGAGGAUGUUUUUUAGUUACAGCAGAGGUGCUGAUGAUACUCUACAUUUGGUCACCCUGUGCCUAUUUAAUGUUAAUCAAAAUGCUCAAAAUAGUUUUCUCAUAAAUAUAGUUUGACAAAUAUAAUAUUGAACCUAAAGGACUGAAACUGCAGUCUAGAAUCAGUGAUAGAUGCACCCAAAACAAGUAUCUUUUCAUAUUUGUUUUACAAUUCAGAUUGGUCACCAAAAAGGGUGUACUCACCUUUAUCAGUCAUACUUUUCCCAAUAUUUCUACUUCUAUAUCAUAGAGUUAUUUGUACUUUUAUCCCCUCUCUCUUUUCUUGCUCUGUCUUCCUGUUCCCAUCCUUCCCUUCAGCUGUGACUUCCUCUCCUCCCUCUAGAUCCUCUCUCCAUCCCCAUGUUCCCUCUCUCCUGGGGUGAGCAGUAUUCUCAGGAAGGAGUCACAUGUACAGUUGCUAAACCAAGCAAAUAAAACACUGUUAUCAUAAGAGAAA
Notolabrus celidotus (New Zealand spotty) is the source of this 4839-nucleotide messenger RNA. Its product is annotated as focal adhesion kinase 1-like. Gene Ontology annotation, molecular function: ATP binding; protein tyrosine kinase activity. Lineage: Eukaryota; Metazoa; Chordata; Actinopteri; Labriformes; Labridae. Gene Ontology annotation, biological process: protein phosphorylation; signal complex assembly. Gene Ontology annotation, cellular component: focal adhesion; cytoskeleton. The transcript is spliced from 37 exons. Bases 297 to 3485 code for a protein of 1062 amino acids. The record is from RefSeq and is a predicted model, not a curated record.